UUAAAUUUUAUGGUAGCGAUGUUUUGCGUAAGCGAUCUGUAAUUGAGGUUUAACCUAAACUUUUGUUUUUGCAGUAUUUAUAAUUUCAAAUGUCUUGUCGAAAUAUAACUUUGAAGAGUGAAUUUAUGAAAUACUAUUUAUCAAAAUGACUUCAUUAAUCAAUGUUAUAGUGUACUUAAUUAAAGAAUCAAAUAAUAAACAAUUUAAAAAGUAUACCGCAAGUUGGUUGAAGGAUACCGAAGUAAGUUAUCAAUUUGAAUUAUUCCGAGCUUUAUUAUGUAUAAGAGAUCCUAUAACUAAAUUACCAACUGAUAUACAUGAUGAGAUUUAUAAAAUUCUUAAAUUCCAAUUAAAUUCAAAAUCUUCAACUGAUAUAACUUCCAUCACUCCCAAAUUUGAACUUUAUAAAGAUAAGAAGAUCUCAGUUAGGAAAGGAGAUAUCACCACUCUUACAAACGUCACUGCCAUUGUCAAUGCGGCAAAUGCUCAAAUGCUAGGUUGUUUCCAACCAUCUCACAGAUGUAUCGAUAAUGUGAUUCAUUCAGUAGCUGGUCCCGAUUUAAGAGAUGCAUGUAAUCAACUUAUGGGAAAGCAAAAUUAUGUUGAUGAACCAGUUGGUAGGGCCAAGAUUACGCCAGGGUUUAAUUUGUAUGCUCCUUAUGUCAUUCAUACUGUAGGUCCACAGCUUCAACCUGGUUCUAAGCCAACUGGAUAUGAAAGAAAUGAAUUAAAAAGUUGUUAUGUCUCUUGUUUGAAGGAGUUAGAGAAAGUUGACACUGAUAAUCAAAAUAAAACAAUUGCCUUGUGUUGUAUCUCAACUGGAUUAUUUUCUUUCCCACCCGAUAUAGCUUGUGGUAUUGCAGUAGAUAGUAUUAAGGAAUAUUUCAAAGGUCAUUAUAGCUCCAUUUCAGAGGUCAUAUUCAAUGUUUUCACAGAUGAUGAUUUACAAUUAUAUACUGAUAAAAUUGAUAGUUUAAAAUUACCCCAACUAAUUCCAAUCCAACCCAAAGUUAUCACCUCCAGUUUAAACUAUCAAGUUGCAAAGAAAUGGUUAAAUGAAUCUCAAUACCUUAUUAUAAGCGCAGGAGCAGGAUUAUCAGCUAGUGUAGGUUUAGACUAUACAUCACAAGAAUUAUUUGACCAUUAUUACUCAAAUUUCAAAAAAUAUGAUCUUUCAACUAUUUAUGGUACGAUUGGUCAUACUUGGCCUAAUCACUUAAUAUCAUGGAGUUAUUAUUUCCAUCAUUAUGUAUUCCUUAUGAAAUUCCCCAAGACUAAAACAUACCAACAAUUACUUAAUUUAACUACCAAUUUCAAAGGAUAUUUCAUUGCCACAAGUAAUGCUGAUGGAUUUUUCUUUAAGAAUGAUUUUUAUCCUCAUAGAAUCUUCAACCCUCAAGGUUCUUAUGAUUGGAUUCAAUGUCUGAAGAAGUGUACUCCAGAUUCGUAUACUAGAUUCGGACCUAUUGUUGAAAGGACUUUACCAUUCAUUAAUCCCGUCACUAACUUAUUACCAGAUGAAUCAUACAUCCCACAUUGUGAUAAUUGUGGGGCUGAAAUGAUCCUUUGCUUGAGAGGGGGUGAUUACUUCAAUGAUAAACCUUUUCAAAAAGGUAAAUGCGGAUACUAUGAAUUCCUUAAUAAAAUUCAAGAGGAAGAUGCUAAAGCUGUUAUUCUUGAAUUAGGAGUUGGUUUGAAUACACCAGGGGUUUUAAGAUGGCCAAAUGAAGAGUUAAUAGCCCAAUAUCCGAAUAAUUUCAAGUUAAUCAGAGGUGGUAAUGGCCCAUCUUCAACUAUGCCUAUGAAAUUUGUAGAGUCAGGUGUAGGAACGGUCCUUUCUGGUGAAAUCAGUGAAAUUGUAAACAACUUAAUUAAAUAGAUUCUUCCCCGACAAAUAAAAUUUAUUUUUCGCAUCUUCUUUCUUCAUCAUCACUGUAAUUUUUUUUUUUAUUUUCUGUAA
This is a messenger RNA of Scheffersomyces coipomensis, 1960 nucleotides long. RefSeq lists its product as uncharacterized. Lineage: Eukaryota; Fungi; Ascomycota; Pichiomycetes; Serinales; Debaryomycetaceae. The transcript has a single exon. The coding region runs from base 146 to 1879 and encodes 577 amino acids. The record is from RefSeq and is a predicted model, not a curated record.